AUGGCCGAGGUGCAAAGAGAACAUGAGUUUACGCGGACCGCAGACGCAGUGAAUAAAUUUAUCAUAUCCACAACGCAGUUUUUGAACCGGUUUGCAGCUCAGUGCGACAGUCAACUCAUUGAGAUUUGUCGUUCGCUUCAACGUCUGGAGAUUCUCACAGUGCUGCUAGAAAACAAACUAAAAAGUAUAGAUGAUGACUUUGGCGAAGUGAAUGCGGCGACACCGUCAAUAUCGGCGGCUGCCUUCCCCCAAUCGGCGUCCAUCGGGGUCGGCGGUUCAACUCCAUUAGCCAUCGUGGAUCGUGAGGUCCCACCACCCAUGCCGGGUCUUUUGUCGGCAUCUGGUGGUCAUCACCAUCCACCACCACCACCACCGCCACCGCACCUGCAGCGACGCAACGGGCCUCCGCCACCACCCGGGGUAGCAAUUCAAACCCGUGUAAAUGGGAGCGCGGUUGUACCGAUUCAACCGCCGCUUCCUGUUCCCCCGAUGCCACCUUCUUCUUCAUUAGGCCAACUGCCGGUAGGAUCUUUGCCUCCACCGCCUCCUCCAAUGCCUCUUUUGGGGGGCUUUACAAUGUGCACACACCCUCGGUUACAAGGGUACUUUCAAAUGCUGGCGUUGCGUGUUCCGGUUGAGGCGGUGAAAGCCAAAAUGCAGAUGGACGGGCACCAGCCAGAGUGGCUGGACACUCCAGAUGCUGCAGCACCAACCACGAUACCCGUCACGAACAAGACACCGUACGACUCGGAUUGA
Messenger RNA from Trypanosoma cruzi, 756 nucleotides. RefSeq lists its product as uncharacterized. The coding region runs from base 1 to 756 and encodes 251 amino acids. Gene Ontology annotation, biological process: exocytosis; actin filament polymerization. Gene Ontology annotation, cellular component: WASH complex. The transcript has a single exon. The record is from RefSeq and is a predicted model, not a curated record. Lineage: Eukaryota; Euglenozoa; Kinetoplastea; Trypanosomatida; Trypanosomatidae.